Messenger RNA from Protobothrops mucrosquamatus (brown spotted pit viper), 984 nucleotides. RefSeq names its product dihydrouridine synthase 4 like (gene DUS4L). Gene Ontology annotation, biological process: tRNA processing. The record is from RefSeq and is a predicted model, not a curated record. Gene Ontology annotation, molecular function: flavin adenine dinucleotide binding; tRNA dihydrouridine synthase activity. The transcript is spliced from 7 exons. Bases 47 to 940 code for a protein of 297 amino acids. Lineage: Eukaryota; Metazoa; Chordata; Lepidosauria; Squamata; Viperidae.
AAUCUGCGUUUCCUGAUCGGCCAAAGCGGUAGCACUUCGCAGAGAUAUGCGGCCUGAUAACAUUGACCACUCCAAUCUCUCCGGGCAAAUGGGACAGUCUCCACUGAAAAACCCAGCUGAUUUGUUUCAUUUGGAACACGUUGUGAAAAUAUGCGCCCCUAUGGUUAGGUAUUCAAAGUUGCCUUUCAGAACUUUAGUCAGGAAAUACGACUGUGAUUUGUGCUACACGCCAAUGAUCGUUGCGGCUGAUUUUGUCAGAUCUGUGAAAGCCAGGCACAGUGAAUUUACCACAAACCAAGUUGUCCUCAAACUAUCUUUCAAAAACCCUCAUACAAAAUCAUGGGCCAUGGCAGAAGGCUAUGGUGCUUGCUUAAUAAACAAACCAGAACUGAUACAAGAGAUGGUGAGAUCAGUAAGAAAUCAGGCAGAAAAACCCACGUUUUCGGUAUCUGUUAAGAUACGGAUCCAUGAAGAUCUAAAGAGAACCGUAGACCUUUGCCAAAAAGCAGAAUCAGCUGGAGUAUCCUGGAUCACUGUACAUGGGAGAAAUGUGGAAGAAAGACAUCAGCCGGUGCACUACGAUGCAAUUAAAACAAUUAAAGACAGCGUAUCAAUACCGGUGGCAGCUAACGGUGAUGUGAAAUCCCUGAAAGACGUGGAGUCCAUUCAUGAAAGAACAGGAGCUGAUGGUGUCAUGGUUGCUAGAGGGCUCUUAGCCAAUCCAGCUUUAUUUGCAGGAUAUGAAGACACACCUCUGCAGUGUGUCCAGGACUGGGUGGACAUAGCCCUUCAACAGGGGACCCCCUUCACCUGCUUCCACCACCACUUAAUGUACAUGCUGGAAAGGGUGACUUCGAAACAAGAAAAGAAGAUUUUUAAUGUUUUAUCAAGUACGUCUGCCGUUUUGGACUACCUGAGAGAUAAUUAUGGCGUUCGGUAGCUUGCUCAGUAUAUUAAAUCGUGAGAAGACCAAUCUUAUUUUAA